AUGGAGAAUUAUUCGCAAGCUCUCUCAAUUUUUCAAUUCUGGUAUAAUCCAAGAGGGGACGUGAUAUAUGUAUGGUACAUGGAUGACAGCGAUGAGGACCAGAGGCUUCCUCAGCACCAUGAUCCAAAGAAAUUUGUGUCUCUUGACAAGUUUACUGGUAAAGAUCAGGCUAAGAAUUAUAUCUUAUAUGGAUACAAGUCAGUCCCUUUUUUUAUGAGUACUAAAGCUUUAAGGAUUCAUAAUUUGCUUCAAGAUUUCUUUGAGGUUUACCCUGAGAAACUACCAAAUUACGAGGAGAAGAUCAAGAGCUUUUUUGAAGAACACUUCCAUACCAAUUAG
Molecule: messenger RNA, 339 nt
Organism: Solanum tuberosum (potato)
Lineage: Eukaryota; Viridiplantae; Streptophyta; Magnoliopsida; Solanales; Solanaceae
Product: 1,2-dihydroxy-3-keto-5-methylthiopentene dioxygenase 2-like
Exons: 2
Coding region: 1-339 (112 amino acids)
Biological process (GO): L-methionine metabolic process
Molecular function (GO): acireductone dioxygenase [iron(II)-requiring] activity
Source: RefSeq, a predicted model, not a curated record